This is a messenger RNA of Moesziomyces antarcticus, 981 nucleotides long. RefSeq names its product MRG-domain-containing protein. Gene Ontology annotation, cellular component: Rpd3S complex; nucleus; NuA4 histone acetyltransferase complex. Gene Ontology annotation, biological process: regulation of DNA-templated transcription; chromatin organization. The record is from RefSeq and is a predicted model, not a curated record. Bases 1 to 981 code for a protein of 326 amino acids. NCBI's taxonomy places the organism in Eukaryota, Fungi, Basidiomycota, Ustilaginomycetes, Ustilaginales, Ustilaginaceae. The transcript has a single exon.
AUGUUCUAUACCGACGCAGAGAAGGUGCUCUGCUUCCACGGCCCGCUCAUCUACUCGGCCAAGGUGCUCAAGGCGGAAAAGUGGACGGGCGACGACAACGUCACGGGCCAAGUGGGGCCGCACUACCUCGUCCACUACGAUGGCUGGAAGAAGACCUGGGACGAAUGGGUGCCCGAGACGCGUCUGCUCAAGUACAACGACGAGAACCUCGCACGCAAGGCGACGCUGGAGGAAGCGGCCAAGGCUGGAUCGCUCAGCUCGUCGGGCGCGGAAAAGUCGUUGUCGAGCACCGCCAAGCGCGGACGUGACUCGGAUGCACACGAUCGCAAACCCGCCUCGUCGGCACGCGCAACAAAGCGCAGCAGGGACACGGUCGAGACCGAAGACGACUUUCUCAAACGCCCCGAGGUCAAGAUCUCGUUUCCGGACGAACUCAAACUGCAGCUCGUCGACGAUUGGGAGAGCAUCACCAAGAACGGUAUGCUCGUUCCAUUGCCCCGCAAACCGUGUGUCAAGGAUAUCCUGCAGGACUACAAGAAGCACUACCUCGCACACAAGCGCGAUGGCGCGAAACGAUCCCCACACGUCGUAGACGAGGUACUCAAGGGCCUCAAGCUCUACUUUGACCGCUCGCUCGGUCAGAAUCUGCUCUACCGCUUCGAACGCGCACAGUAUGUAGAGUACCGCAAGAAGAACGGUCCAAAGAUGGGCGAUGGCGAUGUCGGCAACGCACGCUCCGGGAACGGGUCCAUGGGCGGCGAUAUGGAGCCCAGCGACGUGUACGGCGCAGAACAUCUGCUGCGUCUCUUUGUCAAUCUGCCCUCGAUCAUCGUGCAUACCUCCAUGGACACCGAAUCCAUCAGCCUGCUAAAGGACCAUCUCGCAGAGUUCCUCGCCUACAUUGCGCGCGAGAAACAUCGCCUCUUUGUCAGAGAAUACGAGGCAGCAUCGCCCGCAUACCACCGCAUCAGCUCCACAUAA